Molecule: messenger RNA, 1140 nt
Organism: Anthonomus grandis grandis
Lineage: Eukaryota; Metazoa; Arthropoda; Insecta; Coleoptera; Curculionidae
Exons: 6
Coding region: 182-994 (270 amino acids)
Biological process (GO): regulation of transcription by RNA polymerase II
Cellular component (GO): transcription regulator complex; nucleus
Source: RefSeq, a predicted model, not a curated record
GAAGGCACACGCAUCAGUCGAUCGAUACUCUCGGCGUUGAUUUGCCGUUUGACGCUGUACAGUUCGGUUGGAAAAGAAAAAUUGCCUUUGUUUUGUUUUGAUAACGUCAGAGAUUAAAAUUUUAUCGUCGCAAUUUGUGUACGGUUAGUUUAUAUUUUAACGUCGGUAGAUCCGAAUCAAUAUGGAGAGCGAAUCUCAAGUAAACUAUGAAGAGCUUGAUAUGGACCUUUUAAUAGACAAAAUCCAACAAUACGAGUUUUUGUACAACGUAUCCUCGGCACGUUACAAAGACCAUCAAAAAAAGGCCGAAGCCUGGCAAGAGAUUGCUCAAGAUCUAAACUCUACAUCCGCAGAGUGCCAAAGAGCCUGGAAAAACCUCAGAGACCGAUUUGUGAAAGAAAAAAAUAAAUUUCAGUCUUUUCAAGCCGGAUCCGAGGUACCUGAAGAGGAAUGUUGGAAACCAGCAUGGAGAUAUUAUGAUAAAAUGACGUUCUAUAGCAAAUUUUGCAAACAUAGAAAGUAUAACGGGACGCAGGCAGAUAAUAAAUCAUCAGAAAUAGAUACCACAAAUAUGGAUGAAACAUUAUUUUCAGAAUCAAACGUUAAAUUUGAACCGGUACACGUAGAAGACGUCAAUGCAGAAGAAAUUGCACUCCAAGCUCCCCCAAUAUCUUACAAUACUAGUCCCGUAUCACAUGAAUUGCCACCUACUAAUAACAGGAAAAGGCUUAAAAUAGACAAAAAACAAGAUGAUAGCCAUAGCAAAUCUUCAAAAGGAAAAAGUUGUAAAAAUAUGCCACAAAACAGCGACGAUAUCGUUAAUUUACUCAAUAUGGCCAAAGAAAUAUGCCAGAGUAUAAAUGAAAACCAGCAGCAGCAAAAACCAAAUGUGAACAUGAAAUUUGCGGAGUAUAUGGCCAAAUGUUUGGACGAUCUGCCACCAGGGGAGGCGAGAAAAAAGAGGAGGGCAAUCAUGAUGUUAUUGGAGCAAUGACCGAGAUACAAAAUGGAAUUAAUUGCUUGGUCCAGUUAAGAUUUAAUUUUCUGUUACUUGUGUGUGUAACAAAUUGGUUAAAGUUGACAAAUAGCAGCUGUUAAUAGAAAUAUUUAUAAUAAAGUAAACAUAUUAUUUUUGACUUA